AUGCAAUUCAGUUCGACGUCAAGGAAAUUCGAUCAGCUCGCAAUUUUCAUUCUAUUCCUCCUCCUCAUCAUCAUUCUAUAUUUGAAUUCUCUGAAUAUCUGCCGAACGAUCACAUUAAUUCCAACAGAAUUGUAUUCUCAAGAUCCCAACGAUUUUAUAGUUGGAUUUGAAGCCUUUAAAUAUUUUCCGAGGACUCAUGUCCAGAAGCUAUCAGAGGGAAUUGUCCAUUCAAGUGGAACUCAGAAUCUUCCCAAUAACGGCUCAUUGUUCUGUUUCGUCGAAACUGCCAUCAACAAUUACAACCAUCGGGUGCCUGCAAUUUGGGCCACGUGGCUUCCGAGAUGUCCGAACGGAAGAUUUUUCACACCGACCGAGCUUCGCAAUAAAUCAAUACCGUAUUCGACAGUGUUCCGCAAUUUCGACGACUCCUACGAGGAUUUGUUUCGAAAAACAUUGUUCGCCUUUUAUUACACCUACACACAAAUUUCGAGCGAUUUUGAUUGGUAUUUAAAGGCCGAUGACAACACCUAUGUGAUCGUUGAACGCCUUCAGAAAUUCUUGAUGAAAUUCGAUCGCGACGAGCCGCAUUUUCUCGGGUUCCGAAUGAAGCCGUUUUUGAAGCAUGGUUAUAAUGCAGGCGGCGCUGGCUAUGUUUUGUCGAAUCGCGCCGUGAAAAUGUUCGUUGAGAAACUCUAUAACGACACGACGAAUUGCCCGUUCGAUUGCGCUGAAGAUCGCGGCAUUUCGAGAUGUCUAGCGUCGAUCGGAAUUUAUCCAGGGGACACUCGAGAUGAUAACGGAAUGGAACGAUUCAACACCUUCAUGCCAUUCAAGUUGGACGAGAACGACGAGGCCAUGGAUUAUUUCUAUUACAAUCAUACGAGCAACUUCUGGCUUUCAAACGAUUGGAUCAGCCUCCAUCAGCUCUCGCCCGACUCGAUUCGCCUCGUCGAUGAGAUGAUUCGUCGAAAUAUGACAGACCAGUGA
Molecule: messenger RNA, 987 nt
Organism: Caenorhabditis bovis
Lineage: Eukaryota; Metazoa; Nematoda; Chromadorea; Rhabditida; Rhabditidae
Source: the annotation of a GenBank genome assembly